AUGAGUUCUCAAAGCCAAGGAUUCUGGGAGCCUCCCAAGAAGUGUUGCUGCCAGAAGGGAACACAGCUAUUGGGGCUGCUGACCACAGCAAUGUGGGCUGGCCUGCUGACCUUGCUUCUCCUGUGGCACUGAGACACAGUGAAGAGUCUGAAACAGUUGGAAGGAGCUGCUUACCAGAAUGUCUCUCAGGUUUCCAAAGACUUGCAAAACUAUCAAAAUGACCAGAUGGUCCAGAAAUCCCAAGCUGCUCAGAUAUCCCAGAAUAUGCAAGAGCUCCAAACUGAACAGAAGCAAAUGAAAUCUCAUGACUCUCAGCUCUCCUGGAACCUGGGCAGACUCCAAGAGGAUCUGAACAACAUCAAAUCGCAGAGCUUGAAUGAGAGGCAUACAACCUCAGAUUUGCUGGAGAGACUCCAGAAAGAGGUGGCAAAGCUGUGGGUGGAGAUACUAGUAUCAAAAGGUUCUGCAUGCAAAACAUGUCCCGAGAAGUGGCUCAGUUUCCAAAAAAAGUGCUACUAUUUUGGCAAGGGCCGAAGGCAGUGGAUCCAGGCCUGAUUCACCUGUAGUGAUUUGGAAGGACAGCUGGUCACCAUCCACAGCCAGGAGGAGCAGGACUUUCUGAUGAAACACACAAACAAGAAAGGCUCAUGGAUAGGCCUCCAAGACCUGGAUGUGGAGGGGGAUUUCAUAUGGAUGAAUGGGAGCCCUGUGAACUAUAGCAACUGGCAUCCAGGAGAGCCCAACAUCGGAGAUCAAGGGGAGGAUUGUGUGAUGAUGCAGAGUUCUGGCCAGUGGAACGAUGCUUUCUGGUCGCAGUCACUGGAUGCCUGGGUAUGCGAAAGGCUGCCCACAUGUGGACCCUAUACCCCCUCAGCCUCUGUGGGCCCAGAGCAGGACCUGCUUUGA
This is a messenger RNA of Jaculus jaculus (lesser Egyptian jerboa), 906 nucleotides long. RefSeq names its product Fc epsilon receptor II (gene Fcer2). Lineage: Eukaryota; Metazoa; Chordata; Mammalia; Rodentia; Dipodidae. The record is from RefSeq and is a predicted model, not a curated record.